UGCCUGACUGACUGGGAUUCCCGCACCACUAAAGAUUUUAAAAUGUCCAGACAAAGGAUGUAGGCAACAAAGAGUGCUGGCCCUGCACUGUUGUUCCUCUUUACAUGGUUACCAGAUUUCUUGUUGCUCCCUGUAGUAAGAAACAGUUGUAAGAUGUUAAGUUGUAAGUUACUAAGAGCACAUCGCCGCAGUAGGCGGUAACAUACGUGUUACCUUGGACUCCUCUCAGCUCCCCCUAUUCAUUUGCGGAAUCUCAUUGUUGGUGGGGACAUCAUUCAGGCUGGUGUUUUAGGUUCGGAGGGAGGCUCCCAGUUCAUUAGAGCUGCGUUUCGAGGGUUGGAGUAAGAAAGGGGUACUACGUCUUGUGGUGACAGCGAGCUGUGGUGAAUAGUCCCCAGAAGAUUCACAGAGUUUCGGGGAGAGGGCCAAAAGGCAGUGGAGUGGCGAGCUGAGAGAAGCCAGAGGUAGAGUCCUUGGAAGAUGGCACCUGUCAGUUUGGUUUUUGCCUGGUUACUGUUCACCAUGAGGAUGGUCACCUCGACAGUGUUUCUGGAGCCGGAGGAGGAGGAGCUCAAUGAAACUGUCAUUUGUACCAACGACCAUAUGGAGGUUGUUAUUCCAAGUGCUUUUUUCCUCAACAAAGUGCCUCCAGUUUAUAUUUGGGAUUUGCAUUUAAAUGAUCCAGAGUGCCGAGGCAUUGAGGUCGGAGAUGACUAUGUUUUCAGCAUUAAGACAAAUCUCUCUGACUGUGGAACAGUAAUGAGCUCAGAUGAGACACACAUCAUGUUCAUAAACACCAUACACAACAACGAUUCAGAUGUUAUAACCAGAAACUACGUCAACAUAACCUUUGUGUGCCGCUACCCCAUCAACUACCUGGUCCAACAACCCAACGGGGAAAACAUGAUUAGAGUUGACAUCAGAACCAUCACUCUGAACACAGAGGAUGGGAACUUUUCGGUGUCGAUGUUACUGUACAAAGAUGACGCCUUUAAAGACCGAUGGACCACUGUGCCGUCACUGACGCUGGAUGAUGACAUCUUUGUAAAGGUUUUUAUGAUACCGGCUCAACUGAUGCUGCGUAUGGAGAGAUGCUGGGCUACACCAACCAGUGAUCCAUACAGCAAUAUUCAGUACACCUUCAUCCGGGACAGCUGCCCGGUGCUGUCAAAUGAACUGAGUGUGCUGAAGAAUGGCCAGGGCCCAGAGGCCAUGUUCAGGAUACAAAUGUUCAAGUUUGUCGGCAGCUCUUACACCAACGUCUUUCUCCAUUGCAAUGUCCAGAUCUGCCACAACACCCCAGGGCUGUGUCAGCCUAACUGUUCCGGUGAUGGUGAAGAAGAUUUAGUCAGGCUACGGAGGGACAUCCCUCUGUCUCAUACAGUGUCUUAUGGACCAAUUAGACGACUACUAAACGAUAGUGAAAAGCCCAAUCUGAAUGCAGGUGGAGUCCCUCCUGUGGAGACCUUUGUCCUCGGAGGACUGCUGGUUGUCUUGCUGCUGAUCACUGGAGUGUUUGGGAGGCUGUGGCUUCGAUCCAGACGUUUCUACCCAGCGCGGGAGGCGCAGCUCACCCUGUCCAACAUUCACCACAUCUCAGAGGUGGCCUCAUGAAUCAGGGGGUCAGGGAUCUUUUUUUUGUAAAGAAAUGGACACACAAACACAUUAACAUGUACAAAUACAAACACACAUGUACAGGUGUCAUUUAUGAUAACAAUGAAUUCUUCCAUGUUUUUUUUCUUUAUAGAAUGAUUUCUUGAAUUGUAAGAAAUCAACUUAAAUAAAAGGUUUCCUUC
Messenger RNA from Etheostoma cragini (Arkansas darter), 1796 nucleotides. Its product is annotated as alpha-tectorin. Bases 481 to 1614 code for a protein of 377 amino acids. The transcript has 9 exons. The record is from RefSeq and is a predicted model, not a curated record. Gene Ontology annotation, biological process: neutrophil migration. Lineage: Eukaryota; Metazoa; Chordata; Actinopteri; Perciformes; Percidae. Gene Ontology annotation, cellular component: apical plasma membrane; cell surface.